Molecule: messenger RNA, 2061 nt
Organism: Alternaria atra
Lineage: Eukaryota; Fungi; Ascomycota; Dothideomycetes; Pleosporales; Pleosporaceae
Exons: 2
Coding region: 1-2061 (686 amino acids)
Source: RefSeq, a predicted model, not a curated record
AUGGCACCACUAAACAAGUCCAUCAAUACCUAUCACUGUAUCCAGGGCCUAUACUGGAGGAAUGCCUCUGGCGAGCUCUUAGCAGUCGAAGGCAGUAACUCCAAAUCACUACCGGAAAUCUGGACACAAUUGAAGGACAUUGUUUGCUCCACCGAGAGGCAAUGGGCUUCGCUCCAACUUCCCUCUGGCAAGUCCAUCAAGACUAUCCAGAUCACAGCCGAUAUCCCGGCUCUUCUUAACAUUCGUUCGAACUACCCUCCUUCAUAUCAGCAAGAAGAACUACAUACCCAGGUAUCCGAGAUCGAGCACGAAAAUGGUCUCUUCUUGGGUAUGCUGACAUCAAGACCAAAGUCUGUCAAGGCCGACGGCUUUGGGGUAUGGGCGGAGCGCUUCAUUCUCUUAGAAACCGAAUUCCAGCCGUUUGCUCACAUCUCAACAUCGACGACACCGUGGGCAGCAAGGCACCGGGAAACAUGUGCGACAAUAGCCGAUAUUUUUGAACGUAGGCUCAAGAACGUGUCUAGGGACGACCAAUGGCAUGUCUGCGGAAAAGAAGCUUUCUUGAACCGCGUCUACGGCUAUGUUGACAAGAACCUUCCAAUCCAGCUUGCCUUACCUGCCUUCCCUUGCAAAUCGCCCAACCCAAACAAGGUUGGUGGUAUCAUGCCGGAUCUAGCUGAGCAUAUCGCGAUGGAUGUGCUACAUGACUUUGUCAAGGAGGUCAACACGGUUUACGAGCCUGGUGCGACUAUGUGGGUUAUCAACGAUGGACAUGUCUUCUCCGACUGUAUCGGUGUUGACGAUGAGAUGAUCGAUACAUACGACGCCUGCAUGGCCGCGAUAUAUAAGGAGCGAUAUCCGGAAGAUGUCAGCCCUGUCCCCACCAUCAAGUUUAAGGGCCUGAAGAACAUUUUCUCUGCCGACUCUGACGGUUUCCAAGGUCUCCAGAAGUUGCUUUUGAACUCUCAUCAGAUGCCGCACCCUGUCAAGACUAAGCUCACCGGGGACGCAGAGCUGUGCCGUAAGCUGAUGUUGGGAAUUGGAGGACCUGACCGCGCAUAUAUCCGUCAGUUGAUCGAACAGCAGGAGCCAGACGCUCUUGGUCUCUACCGUGGUCAAACUCGCUUUAUGCUUGAGGACCUUGCGGACAUUCCUUCAGUCAAGUCUCUGAGCGGUAAGCAGAAGAAGAAGACAGCUGCUCUUGUUGCCGAAGAAAUGAUGUCUCGUAACCAAGCCUACUCAAACUUGACUGAGCUUCUGCUUCCCAACUACGUUCGUCUGUCGAUCCACGCACACAACAAUGCAGGCCCGAAGUUCGCCAUCCGUCUCUUACCAGCAAGCAUGGUCCGCGCGAUCGACUCUCUUGAGACGCGUCUCGAGCCAAAUCCAGUCUACGAAUACCAGCUUCCGACACCCUGGCACAACUGCAUGAUCAAGGUGGAGGGCGACGAAUUCAUGUAUCUGGCCAAGGCCCAGGUGGCCAGAAAAGCACUGCAAAGUCCAGAUUUCGAUGGCUCUUGGGUUGACGGUCCCGACGGAUCUUACUUCAGCUUGAAGCGCAAAUCAGCCACAACAACUGCUGUUGCUAUGCCGCCCAAGCUAAUCAUCCCCGGACCUACCCCCACAGAGAAGAUCAGCGUCUUCAAUCAAAACAAGAAGAGCACAAUCGUGCUCGUCACUCCGAUCACCGAGAAGAAGCACCCCAUUAUCAUCUGUUCGCCUGUCGUCGGCAAAAACAACCCAAUUGUGGUCACCUCGCCCACUGCCGACGGACAGAGACCCAUUGUUGUCUGCUCGCCUGUCGGUCGCAAGCAGGCCAUGUUCUCGCCAAUCUCCGACAAGAUGCGUUCUCCUGUGGGUUCCCCUAUUGUGCGUAGGAAAACGUCCGUCAUCGCCUGCGAUCCCAGCGCAGAGAAAGGCGCUACCGUCAUCGUCUCACCCAUCAAUCCGAGUCCCCUCAGACGCCAGGAUACGCAUUUCGUUCAGUCAAAAGAGAAGAACAGGUUGCGCAAGCUCAUCCCAGUUAUUUCCAUGCUUCGUUCGAUUCGGUCGCAGUCGUAG